CUGAAGCUGCCCACUCCCCCUUGAAUGUGGUAACAGCAACUCCCUAGACGUUAUGUGAGGCUUCGAUAUUAUUAACUUUCUUUGUUUGACACUUCUAGGACGAUAAACAAAUAUUCAGAGUUAAUAUACAUUUAUAACAUGGCUUUUCAUGGUAGCAAGUGCUGCCGCUUUAUAGUAGGCAGACAUUACGAUGUCAAGGCCCUGUCAACGCAGCGCGUGAAACUAUUUGCACCAAGCUCAACACCGAAGUUGCGGCGGUGGUAUUCCAGCGCAACACAAGAGGAAAAUGAACUUGAACUCGUAUCUCUUGCAAACUCAAGUGCAGCUGUCCCUGCAACAAAAAUUGGGACGACACAGGAGCUGGCUGUACCAGUGGGCCAGAGGCAAAGGUUGAAUGAGGAAGUUCUACCCUUCUCUGCCUUCCUGACAGACAACUUUGGCAGACAGCACAGCUACCUACGCAUUUCCCUGACGGAGAAAUGUAACCUUCGCUGUCAGUACUGUAUGCCAGAAGAGGGGGUAAAGCUCACCCCUCGUGCUCAGCUCCUGUCUACUUCCGAGGUGCUGACCGUGGCCCAGCUGUUUGUACGAGAGGGUGUGGAGAAGAUCCGCCUCACUGGGGGAGAACCUCUCAUCCGACCAGACGUCCUGGACAUCAUCACGGAGCUGAGGAAGUUAGAGGGCCUGAAGACCAUUGCUGUGACCACCAACGGUAUGAACCUGGUGAGGCUGCUGCCUAAACUGAAGGAGGCUGGUCUGGACCUGCUCAACAUCAGCCUGGACACCCUGGUGCCGGCUAAGUUUGAGUUCAUCGUCCGACGGAAAGGGUUCCACAAGGUCAUGGAAGGUAUUGACAAAGCCAUUGAGAUGGGCUAUAACCCUGUCAAGGUCAACUGUGUUGUCAUGCGGGGCCUCAACGAGGACGAGCUUCUGGACUUUGUGGCCCUGACAGAGAAGAAGCCUCUGGAAGUACGCUUCAUUGAGUACAUGCCCUUUGACGGUAACAAAUGGAACUUCAAGAAGAUGGUGAGCUACCAGGAGAUGCUGGAUCGCAUUAGACAGCAGUGGCCCAGUUUGGAACAGCUUCCACUCGGAAAGACGGACACAGCCAAGACAUUUAAGGUGCCAGGCUUUCAGGGCCAGGUGGGCUUCAUCACCUCCAUGUCGGAUCAAUUCUGUGGCUCCUGCAACCGACUACGCAUCACGGCAGACGGCAACCUCAAGGUGUGUCUGUUUGGGAAUACGGAGGUGUCCCUGAGAGACGUUCUGCGCUCUGGAGCUUCUGACCAGAAGCUGCUGGAUAUCAUUGGCGCCGCCGUGGGCAGGAAGAAGAAACAACAUGCAGGCAUGUUCAGCAUCUCCCAGAUGAAGAACAGACCCAUGAUCCUCAUCGGUGGGUGAUGCGGCUGUACGUAACACUCACUCAUUCGCUUCCCCUCUCUCUCCUCUACCCCUCCCCUCACCCCCCUCUCUCUCUCCUUCACUCUCUGAUCUUCGCUCUCCUUAUCUCGUACCCUCAGUCCAUUUGAUUGAAUUUGAUUAAGUGAACACACAGUUGUACUAGGCUGCUGAUUUUUCUACUUCUAUGAGUGUAUUGGAAGUUCAUUAAUACACUGAAAAGGUGCAUUCCACUACCUACUGUGCUGGAGUGUGUACAGUCUGAACGGGCUGAUUUACUGCCACUUGCAGUUAAUGGAGUCAGAGACAGUAAAGAAAGCAACACCUCCUCUACCUUCUCUGGGGCAUGGAAAGGAGACAUCUCACCGGCCCAUUUUCUGGUCACGUGAGUGCGAACGGGUAUGGACAAUAAGUAGACCAGAGCCAGCAGUUCCCUCUCUCGUAUGAACAUGCCAGAGAUUAUGGAGGAACUGAGAGAGAGGGAUUGCCCACUUGCAUGAACCUUGAAAAAAAUGGACAUGGUAAACGUCUUAAGUCGUUCAUCUUAAUUUAUCCACCAUCUUUGAUGGAAUGUUUGCAAAGGAGUAUAAAUCAUUGGCUGACCCCUCCUGUUUAGCAAGUCCCACCCAGACUUCUCCUAAAUGGUGAAAGCCCUUAAUGGCACUGCCCACGAACCCACAGAAGCGACCUCUGAGUGGUGAUACCAGCUGCAUCGUAUUCUUCUGGUGUACAAAAUGGGAAACCAUGAUCCACUUCUUGGAUCGAGGCCUUUUUUACCUCAAUCAACUUUUUAAGUAAAAUUACUGAUCGAAUGGCAAUAAUGAUAAUAUUGCAAUCUGUUUUUGUUUUGUUUUAAAUGUUGACUCCCUAAACCCUAAACUUAAUUUGAUCCCUGUCUCUGACACCAAACC
Messenger RNA from Oncorhynchus masou masou (cherry salmon), 2309 nucleotides. It is a transcript of the gene mocs1, whose product is annotated as molybdenum cofactor synthesis 1. The coding region runs from base 139 to 1401 and encodes 420 amino acids. Gene Ontology annotation, molecular function: GTP 3',8'-cyclase activity; 4 iron, 4 sulfur cluster binding; cyclic pyranopterin monophosphate synthase activity. Lineage: Eukaryota; Metazoa; Chordata; Actinopteri; Salmoniformes; Salmonidae. The record is from RefSeq and is a predicted model, not a curated record. Gene Ontology annotation, biological process: Mo-molybdopterin cofactor biosynthetic process. The transcript has 10 exons.